UACGGAGGCCAUGUUGUAACUUUACCCGCGGUCCCUCGAAGUUUUGUCUCGCAGCUGGCGUCAGAGUUGUGAUUCCCUCCGGAGAAUUAAAGUAGCCUCACAAUAACACAACUUCGUCCACUUUCACUACGACAAAAUGAACUCGAGCGGUUUUGUAGUCGCAUUGUGGAGAGGAUGCACACGGGACUUAAUACGACCUCAACCACUUUCGCCUCUCUCUGCUUCCUCCUCGAUGAUGCAGAGCGUCCUGAUGUCCACACAGCCUGUCUCUGCAGCCCGGCUGCCCUACAGAGUGAAGGUGUCUGCUGGGAAACGCUACGCCUGGUGUGCGUGUGGACACAGCAAGAAACAGCCUUUCUGUGACGGAGCUCACAGGACAGCAGCACCCACCAUCUCUCCUCUACGUUUCACCCCUGACAAAGACAGGACCUUGAUGCUGUGUGCCUGUAAGCAAACCAAAAAUGCACCGUACUGUGAUGGUUCGCACUUAAAAGUCAUCUUCCAGGAUUUAGUGAAGUCGGUGAAAGGCGUAUUUAAAUGAACAAUGCUGUUCGCAAAAUGACCGUCCUGUAAAGGCCAAGGAGUAACUGCAAUAGAAGUUAACAGGAAGAAAUCUUUAUCUAGACUCAGCAGAAUCAUGUUAUUUAAUAACAUAUCAGGGUAAAACUUUAAAGUAUCUUUUCUAUAACAUUUGAUAUAUUUACAGAAUUGUUCUCUCCAUAUGAUAUAUAAAAAUGAGAUAGCAGUAUGAUACAGGUGUGCUAUGUGAGUAUUAUGUAACAUCAUCCAAUUGUGAGUUAUCUUUUUUGUGUUUUGUUUUUUUUUUUUUUUUAUCCAAGCUAGGAAUUAAUUUUAUUGAAUAUGGAGGAAUGUGUGUUUUUUUCUAUUAUGAGUUUAUAACUUAUGUUUUUGUAUUGAUUUCAUAUCAUCAUUAUUAUUAUUAUUAUUAGUUAUGAUGUUCCUGUAUUUUCCAGUAUGGGACGGUUCCAUGGGUCUUAUGUGUGUGGGGCUAUAAAUCUGUCGUGGGUUACUAUUCGCUAUACUGACAGGGGUUUCUUUAAUGGUAUAAAAGGAGUUUUGCUGUUUUUUGGGGGCGUAAUCUCUGCUUGUGUAAUUGAGCAUUCCACCAUAUUGUACAAUAUAUACUGUAUUUAUAAACUCAUCUA
This is a messenger RNA of Seriola dumerili (greater amberjack), 1166 nucleotides long. Its product is annotated as CDGSH iron-sulfur domain-containing protein 3, mitochondrial-like. The record is from RefSeq and is a predicted model, not a curated record. NCBI's taxonomy places the organism in Eukaryota, Metazoa, Chordata, Actinopteri, Carangiformes, Carangidae. Gene Ontology annotation, cellular component: intracellular membrane-bounded organelle. The transcript has 3 exons. Bases 137 to 541 code for a protein of 134 amino acids. Gene Ontology annotation, molecular function: 2 iron, 2 sulfur cluster binding.